Messenger RNA from Branchiostoma belcheri (Belcher's lancelet), 4055 nucleotides. RefSeq names its product helicase ARIP4-like. The transcript is spliced from 17 exons. The coding region runs from base 108 to 3326 and encodes 1072 amino acids. The record is from RefSeq and is a predicted model, not a curated record. Gene Ontology annotation, molecular function: ATP hydrolysis activity; ATP binding; ATP-dependent chromatin remodeler activity. Gene Ontology annotation, cellular component: nucleus. NCBI's taxonomy places the organism in Eukaryota, Metazoa, Chordata, Leptocardii, Amphioxiformes, Branchiostomatidae.
UCCAGCACAGGGAGUUUGGGGUGUAUCUUCUCAACGACAACUACAGGACCAACCUGGCCAGGGCCAAACUUAUUGAUAAGUGGUUUAAGACCGGCGGUGUCCUCCUGAUGGGGUAUGAGAUGUACAGACUGCUCAUCUCUAAGAAGAUCAUGCUGACUAACAACAAGAAGAGGAGAGGCAAGCAGCCCAAGGACAUGGAGGUCAUUGACCUGGAGCAGGAGGACACCAACCUCGCUAUCUUACAUGGAGUCCACAAGGCCCUAGCCAGACCAGGUCCAGACCUGGUGAUCUGUGACGAGGGACAUCGCAUCAAGAACGCUCACACCAGCGUAUCACAAACACUCAAGAACAUCAGGACUAAGAGAAGAGUCGUGCUGACUGGCUACCCCCUACAGAAUAACUUGAUGGAGUACUGGUGCAUGGUGGACUUUGUCAGGCCAAACUUCCUGGGCACACGGCAGGAGUUCAGCAACAUGUUCGAACGACCCAUCCAGAACGGGCAGUGUAUAGACAGUACUCCAGAGGAUGUGAGAUAUAUGCGGUAUCGGGCACAUGUUCUUCAUAGUUUACUGGAGGGUUUCGUUCAAAGGAGAGGCCACGCGGUCCUGAAGUCGGUUCUCCCGCCCAAGUUCGAGCACGUUCUGCUGGUCAGGAUGUCGGCCAUUCAGCGCCAACUGUACGCCAAGUUCAUGACCGCCUUCAGGGAGUCAGGCGCGGCUGGCUGGAGCAACAACAACCCGCUCAGGGCCUUCUCUGUCUGCUGCAAGAUCUGGAACCAUCCAGACAUAUUGUACGAGAUUCUGCAGAAGAAGAUGACAAACGAUGACCUUGACAUUGAGGACGCAGAAGGCUUAGGGAACAAGUCAAGGUCAAGGUCAAACACCCCGACCCUCCCAGAUGGGUCCAAGAGGUCAGGGUCACCGGCAGUACCAUUGAUAGCUUCAACCUCAGGGGUGACAGAUGAGAACAGUAACAGUAACAGCAGUCUGAAGGAUCGCAGGUUUACUCCGGACCUGACAGCGUUCCAGGAGAAAGCCAACCAGGGCACCAACUACAGCUGGGCGGAGGACUGCAUGAAGGACUACAGCCCCGGUGUACUGGAGAACGGAGGCAAGAUGCUGCUGCUCUUCAAGAUCAUAGAACAGAGCAUCAGGGGAGGAGACAAGCUGCUCAUCUAUAGCCAGAGUCUGAACACCCUGUCGCUGAUUGAAGAGUUCCUGGCUAAAACCCCGAUGCCAGAACCUCCGUCAGGCUUCCCUCACAACGUACCUCUCAGAUGGGCCAAGAACAAGACAUACUACAGGUUGGAUGGCAGCACAUCAGGGCAGGACAGGGAGAAAAUGAUCAAUCAGUUCAACGCCCCCAACAGCCCAACAUGGCUGUUCCUGCUCUCUACAAGGGCUGGUUGUCUGGGUGUGAACCUAGUGGGAGCUAACCGCGUGGUUGUGUUCGAUGCUUCGUGGAACCCAUGCCAUGACUGCCAGGCUGUGUGCCGCGUGUACCGCUACGGGCAGACCAAGCCCUGCCACAUCUACCGCCUGGUCACGGACAAGUCCCUGGAGAAGAAAAUCUACGACAGGCAGGUUAACAAGCAGGGCAUGUCAGAUCGAGUUGUAGAUGAGUUACAACCAGAAUCCAACUUCACCAGGAAGGAAGUAGAAGACCUCUUUAGUUAUGAUGAUUCAGACCCUGUGUACGAAGACUUUUCCCAGGAUGCAGCUAAGUUUGCCGACCCCAUCCUGCAGGACAUCUGUACAGAACACAGCAGACUCAUCACCAAGGCUCCAUUCCAGCACGAGUCCCUGCUGAUCGACAGGAAGGACCACAAGCUGACCAAGGCGGAGAAGCGAGCGGCUAAGAAGAGCUACGAACAGGAGAAGCGCAUGAGCAUCAGUAACUACUCCCGCCCAUCCUACUCCGCCUUCUACCCACAGCAGCAGGCAGCGGGGACACCUGGCAGCUCGGGAGGAACUGCAUCCAUAUCCAGCCUUAUAUCGUUUGCCAGGGCACAGACAGGAAUGCCUCCGAUGAUCCACCGCCCGGUGGCGAACGUGCGGCCGAUCCAGUCCACGCCAAUCCCGAUGCAGCCUCGGACGUCCGGCAGCAGCGAUGUGCAGGUGUUCCAGCGCGGCGGCCACAACAUCAUGGUCAACCACGUCAAGACCACCAUGGACAUCCCCAUCCCAGGCAGUGCCAGUUCCAGCUCCUCGGUACAGAAGAUCCCGGCCGGCACGCAGAUCACAGUGAUCCGGACGCACCGCGGCAUGUACAUACGCACCAACGACGGCAAGAUCUUCGCCGUAAGGGCGGGAGCGCCAGGAAUACCUGUCCAGCCCAGCGGGCCAUCCCUGUCUGCCACUGCGGUGAACGAGGCCCUCAGCUCUGCUACUGCCUCCUCUGCGCCUGCUGCUCAGCCUCUCGGCCGGUCCGCGGCCACGUCAGCUCCGAUGGUCAGCGCCCUGCUGGCCGGCACGCCCGCCCUGGACUCGCCUGGACUCGGACGUUCGUCUCCCGUGACAACAACAAGCACUACAACGUCUGGCAACAACGUGGCGAGUUCAAGUUCGUCAGAAGCUUCGGGGACAAGGCAAGGACACGGGAGCGCGUCUACUGCAGAAGUCUCGCCGUUUCUUACUACCACGUCGAGUAAGGAGGCAUCUGCGGAUGGUAAACAAGAUGGGAACAGUAGCGAAGCCGACAGGAGCGCGACGCAGAGACCAGAGUCCACGGGAGGGCUGAGUUCGGGGAGCUCGCAGUCCCGUCCUGCGAGUCAGAGCCUGGACCGGACGUCCCCGAUCUCUCAGGCUGCCGACAGCAGCGUACCGGCCGUUACAUCGUCCGGAGUUCCCCCCUCCAUCCCGCAGCUAGCCUCCACCACGCAGCAGAGCAACGGGGUUCCUAACUUCUCUUUCCCCACCCCGGCCCCGAGCCAGCCUCUCAACAUGAACAUGAACAUUCCAGGCGUGGGGAACAUCUCCCCCUCCCCCUUACAGAACCUCAUGACCUUCGUCCCCAGCUACCUCAAUCCCGGCUCCACCCAGCCCCAGCCCGGCAUGAUCCCCGCGGGCAUGUACAACUACCCGGGCAUGAUGCCGCCGUUCGGUUUAGUGGCGGCACCCCUGCCGUUCCUGCCCUCCGCCCCACCCUCCAACAUGCAGGCAACGCUGGGUAGUGCUGUUCCACUCAGCGGGUACCCUCCCCAGCCUGGCAUGGCUGUUCCAACUACUAACACAACCUCCACCAGUACCUCUCAGGAGGUGCCUAAAAGUACAGAGGACAUGAGAUCGUCACCGUUCAACUUUGAUGACAUUGUCCAGCUUGACUGAAUCAGUUGCUAAAAAACUGGAAUAUUAGAUAAUUAGUCCUGACCAUAUCAACUGGCAAGGAUUUUUGCAACAAACUUUGCAGAUUUUGAGGAAAACAUAUAAAAUGAUAUCGUUUGAACUGGCCAUGUAAUGCAUUGACAACUUACCCGUAAUAUCGUGUCUUUUGUGCUCAAUGUUGUACCUCAAUGUGCUGGUAAGUAUAAUGUAAACAAAGCAUUAACCCUCUUCCUACUGUAACCAAGACAAAUUUAGAUACAUGUACAUAGUAGGGAGAAGGUUAAUGUACAACAAUCUAACUCAUCUAGUGUAGUUAACCUUUAUCAUACCGAAGGCCAACAUUCGAUCUCUCACAAGGGUCGCUUAGUGGUGUACACAUUGGAAACUAAAAGUCAACAUUGUGGCUGUGUUUUACUGGUAAUUUCUACUUUCUAUAACUUGUGGUUAGCAAGAGGGGAAAUUUUUCACAAACACUUAGUGGUAUACGAUAAAUCAUUGAUCCAAUACAUAUUUUGAAGGUUGAAAAAAAAAUGAGAAGUUUAUAUCGAACACAACAAACAUUGUAUUUGUGAAGGGAAAGAUGAUACUAAUUAUGAGGACAUCAUGUAAAUACAUGUGUAUGUGUGUAGUGUACUAUUACUGGCUACUGUACCAUAUGUUUGGGAAGAAAUAUAUAUUCACUUAUGAUGAACUAAUAUUUGUUUAAAGUUAAAACUUUUGUUCCAACACAAA